AUGGAGAGCCCCUCAAAAGCUCCCCACAGUGGGGACAGCCCCUGGACGGGGCUCCUUAUUACAGCCUCCAUCCUCAGCUGCUGGAUCCAGCCAACAUCUGCCCAAAGUGAUUCCUUCAGUGUUGUGCCAAAGCCACCCUAUGGGACAGUGGGUAGCAGCAUCACCUUGGACAUCCAGGGGUCCUCAGAGCAGGCUCCCAGCUAUACUUGGUACGGAAGGACAGUAGGCCCCUCCAACCAGAUUGUUUUCUACCAUGUUGCUACUGGAUAUCACACAACAGCAGAUAACCGGAAGAAGAUCUUCUCCAACAGCUCCUUGCUCAUCUCCAACCUCACCCUCAGUGAUACUGACAACUACCUUGUACAAUUUCUUAAUCUGAGAAGCAUCCUGAUGGUAACAGCACGAGGACAUUUAGCCAUGUAUGAAACAGCAUCCAAACCUAACAUCAAUGCCAAUAAUGCCAACAUAAUAGAGAAUGGCACUUUGGUCUUCACAUGUAGCACAGAACAUGAGGGGAUGAACAUUCUGUGGUUCUUUAAUGACAAGUCCCUGUUACUCAAUGAGAGGAAGUACUUGUCUGAGAAUAACCAGACCCUCACCAUCAAGAAUGUGAGGAGGGAGACACUGGGUCCUAUCAAUGUGAAGUCUGGAAUCCAAUCAGUGCCAGUAGAAGUGACCCCCUCACCCUGA
Molecule: messenger RNA, 690 nt
Organism: Phascolarctos cinereus (koala)
Lineage: Eukaryota; Metazoa; Chordata; Mammalia; Diprotodontia; Phascolarctidae
Source: RefSeq, a predicted model, not a curated record